AUGUUAGCGAGGAUUCAAAGAUCGGGGUUUCACACAUCGUCGGUGGCAAAUGCCAAAGUGAGAGUGGCGCUCCAGACCAAACUAAGGAAGCCCAUCAUACCCACGCUGAACAAUUUGAAGGUUCCAGAUGACCAUCCGUUGUGGCAGUUUUUUUCUGAGAAAAAGUUCAUUCGUGACUCCAAUGAGGUCAGAUCUACCGGAAGAAGUUGGUCUGUCCAGGAGUUGAGGAGGAAGUCUUUUGAAGAUUUGCACAAGCUGUGGUAUGUGUGUCUUAAGGAAUCGAACAUUAUCCUCAGAGAGAAGCAUCUGCUUGAUGGUAUACGGUCGCAAAGCUCGUCUUUGUACGAAGAUCAGGAAGGAGUUGUGCGCAAGUCCAUGAUCAAUAUCAGACACGUGCUCACCGAGAGAUACCGUGCCUUUGAGAACACACAGAGCAGUCUCGAAGAUGGCAAUGCCCGCUUGGAGUAUCUCGAGGAGUUCAGGGAGAGAUACAACGAGGCCGACAAUGUGGACACACAGGAUUGGUUUGAUCGUCUAGAUCGUUUCCAGAGUGCAGUUUUUGGCAUACCGGUUGUUCUGGAUGAUUCCAUAAAGGUUGACGAGAAGUACCUCGAGGGCAUCCGCUACCUCGCCGAGCUCAAGUACCACCGGUUCCAGAAAGAAGUUGGAAAGGACCUUGGAGAGCUCAGAGACAUUGCAGAGAUGUACGCCGUUUUUGAGGAAUCGCCCAAUGCUGCUGGAGUGGCUAGGGCUUGCGAAAAGAUUGUUGAGUACAGGGAGGCUUCUGACUUCACAAUCGAGAAAAGUAAGGAGAUUGCCAUUGUUGAGGAGUUUAUUCGCGACAGAAUCGCUCAGUAUGAAGAGGAGACUCAGUAG
Molecule: messenger RNA, 876 nt
Organism: Kuraishia capsulata CBS 1993
Lineage: Eukaryota; Fungi; Ascomycota; Pichiomycetes; Pichiales; Pichiaceae
Exons: 1
Coding region: 1-876 (291 amino acids)
Biological process (GO): mitochondrial translation
Cellular component (GO): mitochondrial large ribosomal subunit; mitochondrial ribosome
Molecular function (GO): structural constituent of ribosome
Source: RefSeq, a predicted model, not a curated record